Molecule: messenger RNA, 1071 nt
Organism: Colias croceus (clouded yellow)
Lineage: Eukaryota; Metazoa; Arthropoda; Insecta; Lepidoptera; Pieridae
Product: 15-hydroxyprostaglandin dehydrogenase [NAD(+)]-like
Exons: 5
Coding region: 149-943 (264 amino acids)
Cellular component (GO): cytoplasm
Molecular function (GO): oxidoreductase activity, acting on the CH-OH group of donors, NAD or NADP as acceptor
Source: RefSeq, a predicted model, not a curated record
CAAAAUUGUAAAUACCAAAUAAGAAAUAUUGUUCCUAAGACUACAUAAUAUAAUAUUGUUACAUACCAUAAUAAUCUUCAAACGUCAUAAAUACUUAUAAAUAAGAACAGCUGGUUUAUACGAAGUUAGUCGGAGUCAAUUCUGAAUCAUGAGUGCAGUUGAUAAGGUCGUUAUAGUGACAGGAGGUUCUAAUGGCAUAGGAGCAGAAAUUGUAGGACAGUUCCUACAAGGAGGCGCUAAAUAUGUUGCUAUUUUGGAUAUUAGUGAAGAUGCAGGGAGAUCGUUAGAAAACAAAUUGAAUAAGAAACAUGGUGAUAAAAGGGCUAAAUUUAUUAAAUGUGAUGUUACAAAUGAUGAUGAAUUGAAAGCUGCGUUUGAUGAAGUAAUUGCAGAUAAUGGUUACUUUGAUGUAGUUGUAAAUAAUGCCGGUAUUGCUGAUGAAACUAAGUAUAAAAAGGCUAUAGAAAUAAACUUGACUGCUCUGGUUACAUCUACUUUAAAAUCCAUUGAAUUGAUGAGGAAAGACAAAGGAGGGAGAGGAGGAACGAUCAUAAACAUUUCUUCCAUCGGUGCCUUGAGUUUAACAUGCCCAACAGUGUUCAUAUACUGUUCUACGAAGGCAGCAGUUCUUCAGUUCACCACUGCUAUGGGGAUGAAGCCAUAUUACGACAAGACAAAUGUUCGUAUGAUAACUGUUUGCUUUGGAGUUACUAACACUGAUAUUUUAGGUUCUUUACAAAGUUUUGAUCCCAUUGUCUCAGAGAGUUUGCCUCAAUUAGUUCAAUCAUAUGGUAUUCAAACACCAGAAGAGGCAGGAAAAGGUGUUGUAGAAGUAUACGAGAAGGGUGAAUCUGCUAGUGUUUGGUUAAUAGAAUCAUCUGAACCACCGAGAAAUAUUACGGAAAACAUUCAAACCGCAUAUAAGACGAUGUUGGCGAAAUAAACAUUUUCAGAAUAUGACGUCAUCGUUGCAUCUUAUAGCAGGAAGAACAUUUAUAUUACAAGCUGUGGGCAAGGGGCAUUUGGAGACGUGCUUAUAAACAUUAUUAUAAUAAAUGUUAUUGAAUUGAA